UAGAAAAAAUGUCUACUCAAAAUGGGUCUACUCUGCAGGUUCUGGUCAGUGACCUUGUUAUCAACCAAAUGAUGAAAUCAAGCUGUUGUGAGUACACUUGUACCCCAGAUCUAUCAAUAUGUCCUUACAACUAUUUCAGCUCAUGAUAGCAGUUGACUGGGCGUUUAUCUAAGUAGACCCAAUAAGUCUGGAUACAAGUCUCGACAGGAUGUUGCUUAAAGAUGCCAAUCUGUCGAGUUGUGUAGUUUCUUCAAAGAAUGAGAGAGAGAAACAUAGAGAGAGAGAGAGAGAGAGAGAGAGAGAGAGAGAAUCAGUCAGUCAGUCAAUGACAUCUCUGACAAACUUGUUUCCCAGGAAGUCGAGUUGACAGAAUCGUAAAUGCAGAGCUGAAAGGGAAAGUAGACCAUUUUCCAAGAUGGGGCACAGCAUAAAUCACACAGACUCCCUCUAUGGCGGGUUCAAUCUUCUGAACGCUGAUGACCUCCUCAACAUCACAGCCCCCAACAACAACUCCAUAGCAUUCCAGCGGCCUAUUUCCGAAGCGGCCGACAAGAUCAUCAGCAUUGUCAUCGUCGUCAUCCUCUUCAUCACAAUGGUGUCUCUUGGCUGCACCAUGGAGCUGGAAAAGAUCAAAGGACACAUGCGUCGGCCCAAAGGAGUGGCCAUCGCCCUGGCGGCCCAGUACGGCAUCAUGCCGCUGACGGCGUUUGGCCUGGCCAAGUUGCUCCAGAUGAACCCCAUGGAGGCGGUGACGGUGCUUAUAUGUGGAUGCUCUCCCGGGGGCAACCUCUCCAACAUCCUGGCACUGGCUCUGCAGGGUGACAUGAACCUCAGUAUUGUCAUGACUGCCUGCUCCACGCUGCUUGCCCUGGGCAUGAUGCCACUGCUGCUCUUCCUGUACUGCCAGGGCAUCACCGGUCUGGAGAGCGCCGUGCCCUACACGGGCAUCACCAUCGCCCUCGUCAUGACCCUCCUGCCCUGUGCCAUCGGCGUGUACCUCAACCACCGCGUGCCACAGUACUCCAAACUCAUAACAAAGGUGGGGCUGAGCAUAAUGCUGGUGGCCAGUGUGUCCAUUGGCAUCCUCGCUGGCAUAACAGUGGGAAGCACAGCGCUGGCCGUGGCUUCGUCUCGACUGAUGAUUACAGCAGCACUGAUGCCACUGAUUGGCUACACAUUUGGCUACAUUCUAUCUGCCAUCUUCAGGCUAAAUUCUUCAUGCAGAAGGACUAUUGCCAUGGAGACGGGUUGUCAGAACAUCCAGCUAUGCUCCACUAUACUUAAGGUGGCCUUCCCCCCAGACAGUAUUGGUCCACUGUACUUAUUCCCAGUUGUCUACAUCGUCUUCCAGGUGACAGAGGCACUCGUGUUCAUCUUGAUAUUCAGAUGCCACCAGAGGUUUGUGGCAUCCAAACAAGUGAAGGAUGUGUACAUUGGGGUGGAAAGCCCUACUGAAGGAGCUGAAAAGUGCGAGUGGCCACAGUGACGUUUCUAUGACUGAUGUAAGCCCUGCCCUGUGAUCACUGUGGCACAUUGCUGGACUGAGAGAUGCCUUUGGGGGACCAUGUUCACAUUCGUCACUCCUGGUGCCAGCAAGAAUGCAAGUCUACUGGAUUUUUCAUCCGUGACGACCCCUAAAUCCUGCAUCACCGAAGAUCAUGUUUCUAGUAGAGCUUGACCGUUAUGGGAUUUUAAAGACCAAUUUUUAUUUCGAUAUUUGAGGAUUUCAAAAAGCGAUAAUCGAUAUAUUGGCCGACAUUCUUUUUUAACAGUGUAAACAUCUCCACAUGUCAACAGACAUGGUGACUAUGUAUGAUAAUGAGCUUGAUUGGCCGGCCCAACGCUAACAGAAAAACACUGCCUCAAACGACUAUUUUGAACACUUGAAAGUUUUCAAUGUACAAAAACAAUAAUUACAAUAAAAGUGAGCUCUAUACGCGCAAGAUAUAUUUGGAUGGCAACCCAUCUUUAAUGUUGCAUAU
Molecule: messenger RNA, 1982 nt
Organism: Alosa alosa (allis shad)
Lineage: Eukaryota; Metazoa; Chordata; Actinopteri; Clupeiformes; Clupeidae
Gene: slc10a1
Product: solute carrier family 10 member 1
Exons: 6
Coding region: 416-1486 (356 amino acids)
Biological process (GO): bile acid and bile salt transport
Cellular component (GO): membrane
Molecular function (GO): bile acid:sodium symporter activity
Source: RefSeq, a predicted model, not a curated record